UUACUAUUAUCCCCGAUGCUUUGGUGUAAUCCUGGAAGCAUUGGUCUGUGCCUCAUUUAUUUGAACAGAAUAACAAUGGCAGCAAUCCAACAAAGCUAAACCCUUGACAGACAAAGACACUUCACAAAAAUGGCAACACUGACAUGCUACUCCUCAUGUACUUCACCUCCAGUACCAAAACCCAUCUCAAAAUCUUCACUUCCUUUGCUCCUUAACAUCCCAAAUCCACAAUUUUUUACUAAACAUUCUUCUCCCCUAGCAAUUUCCUCAAACCAAAAACGGACACACAGACCUCCCAUUAUUCUUCAAUGUGCAAACUUCAACACAGCUUCCUCCUUUACAUUUCAAGAAUCAGAAUUAGAAACCGAAAACGAAACUGAAACUGAAAAUGAAGAAGAUGAAGAAGGAGAUGAUGGGGUUACAUCAAUUUCCAAGAUUCCAGUGAAGAGGAAAAGGAGGAGGUAUAGGAAGCAAUACCCAGGUGAGAAAAAGGGUAUUACUGAAGAAAUGAGGUUUGUUGCAAUGAAACUUCGUAAUUCUAAAGGCAAGAAAGUAUCAGAGAAUGAUGAUGAAAUGAAAGAUAGUGAUGGGUAUGAGUCACAAGAGAAUGAUGAGGAUGAUAAUGGUGGUGGUGAAGAGACUUGGGAGCCAAGUAUGGAAGGGUUUAUUAAGUAUCUUGUUGAUAGCAAGCUUGUUUUUAGUACAAUUGAACGUAUUGUUGAUGAGUCCAGUGAUGUUUCAUAUGCCUACUUCAGAAGGACUGGAUUGGAGCGAGCAGAAUGUAUAUCCAACGACCUAGAAUGGUUUAGCCAACAGGGUCAUGAAAUUCCUGAACCGAGCAAUGCUGGAGUCAGUUAUGCCAAUUAUCUGGAGGAAUUGGCAGAAAAGACUCCUCGUUUAUUUCUAUCCCAUUUCUACAACAUUUAUUUCUCGCACAUAGCAGGAGGUCAAGUCAUAGCCAAAAAGGCCUUUGAGAAACUCUUAGAGGAAAAAGAGUUGGAAUUCUACAAGUGGGAGGGGGAUGAACAAGAGCUGUUGCGAAGUGUGCGUGAAAGUUUCAACAUGCUGGCAAAGCAUUGGUCUAGAGAUGACAAGAAUAAGUGCCUGAGAGAAGUAACCAAGGCAUUCCGGUUUAUGGGUCAGAUUGUUCGGCUAAUUAUCAUCCUGUAAACCAUCCCAGUUCAAAGGUUUAACUUGGUUUCUAAAUGCUGCUGGAAAGCACGUGCUUUGGUUGGCUGAUCCUCUUGCUAAGCUACUAUAAUUCCAUUUCUCAACUUACUUUGUUCCUAAUGGAUGGCAAAUGGGCAGCUGGCUCACAAGUUGCAUGGUCACGAACAACUUUUGCAUUUUUUGCAUCAAAUUGGAUCGAUUUACAACUGAGAGGAAAAUUGUCGAUCAUGUUCAUCAAGCUGCAGACGGGCUAAUAUGGCCCCAUCUUUCCCUGGUCUUGUGGUUUUCAUUUGCAGAGUUCUCGGGAGCAUUCUAUACUUGGAGAUAUGUACUUCUAUAGAAUCUCUUUAUUUUCCUUUAGAAGAGGUCUCUAUGGGAGUUAGGUGGAAUGAAUUUUAUGGUAUGUAUAUUGAAAAAGGUGUGCAGAAUCCAGCCAUGGAAGCAUUUCAAUGGAGAAACAGGAGAGAACCAAUAGUAUAUGUGUUUCAAGGAGGUGGAAAUCAAGUUCCAGGAUGUAACCAAUUUAGAGCCAUUUAUUUGGCAAAUGCAAUAUUUGGGAUUUGAUACGGAGGAAGAGUAAUUGUAAUUGUGUUUCCUUUUACGCGGCUAAGUGUUCACAUUGUC
Messenger RNA from Lycium barbarum (goji berry), 1794 nucleotides. Its product is annotated as probable inactive heme oxygenase 2, chloroplastic. Bases 130 to 1170 code for a protein of 346 amino acids. NCBI's taxonomy places the organism in Eukaryota, Viridiplantae, Streptophyta, Magnoliopsida, Solanales, Solanaceae. Gene Ontology annotation, biological process: heme oxidation; phytochromobilin biosynthetic process. The transcript is spliced from 5 exons. Gene Ontology annotation, molecular function: heme oxygenase (decyclizing) activity. The record is from RefSeq and is a predicted model, not a curated record.